UCAAACUGUUUGAUACAGCUACUACAGUUGGGAGGCUUGCUGCCAGCAAUGUCUGCUUCUGUAUCCGAUGAAACGGAAUUAAUUGAGAAACACGAGGAAAUUAUAGGAAGGAGAGCAGAGCUGCUGGAGCAGAUGGAGAGUCGCAGAGAGCAGCUGAAGAUCCAGAGGAGGCAGCAGGCCAAGGAGUCUGAGGCUGCUCGCCACAGAAACAGCACACUGCUGCAGGAUUUACAGAAGAUAGAGGAUCGUCUCAGAGGCAGACCGCUGCCACGCCCAGCUCUCCUGGCUAUGGAGACACAGUAUUGGGCUUCUGUGGAAGAGUCUAUCCCAGCCUGGGAGCACUUCCUCCUGGGGAAAGGCCCACACCCUACUCAUGGUCUAGGACAUCUACCCAGGAGAGGCCAACAGAAAGCUGGCACUGCUAAACACCAGGGCCUGCCUCCUCGGCCCAAACCCAGGACUGCUAGAUAGGUGAUGGUGCCAUUGUAGCCUGAAAAAUAUCUUCGAAGGUCACAUGAUGCAGACGCACAUCCGAACCAGGUCGAAGGCUUUGAUGAACAAGCAGGAAUGGAAAUGGAUUCAGUGAUGCCAACAUUUAAACGUUGUUAAACGGACUCAUGGAGAAGAGAGUGGAGGAGAGCAGUAAAGCAUGGAGAGAGAUGUAGAGUGCAUACGGACUCACUGACAGAGGUGACACUAUACUAAGUGUUAAUAGUAUAUUGUGUUUGCUGUAAUUCUGUGUCUGAACCACACUAUAGGCAGAUCACUUUAGUUUAGUUCAUUUAUUUGUAUCUCUCUUCUUAGUUUUCUCCACUGAAUAUGUUUUAAACUGAAGCUCACGACUUUCCAUAUAUGUUGUUCCAAGUAAUGACAUGGUAUUUGUAUUGAAACCUUUAGUGACACUAGUGUUGGGAGCAGAACAAUCUCACACUGUGUGCAUCCCUUUUUAUGUUUCUUUUCGUGUUUGCAGUGUUGUUUUAAAACCACUAGAGGGAGCCAGAGCUAUACUUUAUAAUAAAUAAAAAGCUAAACCUUU
Molecule: messenger RNA, 1036 nt
Organism: Cottoperca gobio
Lineage: Eukaryota; Metazoa; Chordata; Actinopteri; Perciformes; Bovichtidae
Gene: cep15
Product: centrosomal protein 15
Exons: 4
Coding region: 49-471 (140 amino acids)
Source: RefSeq, a predicted model, not a curated record